CCUCUUUCCUUUCCUUGUUUCUCUUUUCUUCCUUCUCUUAAUAUAUACGUCUUUUCCCCGCUUCUUCGCGCGUUGUUUCCUUUCCCUCUAUCCCUUUUUGGUUGGCCUCUGCGCCGCUCGCUCUUCGUCCCCGUUUUCCCCAACCCCCCCCCACCCCCCGGUCUCGCACAAACACAAACACAAACACAUACACUCCGAAUAACUAGAGCAGGUUAAUGGAUUCCUCUUCAACCAUGGCCUUGAGAUCUUCUUCUUCUUCCUUUUCUUCUGCUUCGGCCUUUUCCGUAUCUCAUUGUCCAAACCCUAAACCUGGUUACGUCUCUGUACCUUUCAAUUUCAACCUCCGCAAUCCCCAAUCUUCAUUCAUGUUCUUCAAGUCUCUCAAAUGCAUUCAAUCUUCAACCCCCGACUCCAACCCCAUGAAGUCCAUUCAUCCCAAAAACGCUAGCUCCCCUUUUGCCUGCUCCGCUGUCACCUUCUCUCCCUCGCAGACCGCUGAUCUCGUCUCCUCCAAACUCCACCGCCUCGUCUCCGAAUUCCAGUCCAUCUCUGAGCCCGUCGACCGCGUCAAGCGUUUACUCCACUACGCGACGCUCCUCCCUCCGUUGGACGAAUCCGCUCGGAACGACUCCAACCGGGUCAUGGGCUGCACGGCGCAGGUUUGGCUCCAGGCCCAGUUGGACCAAUACGGUAAGAUGAGAUUUGCGGCGGAUAGCGAUUCCGAGAUUACGAGGGGUUUCUGCUCCUGUCUGGUUUGGGUUCUCGAUGGUGCGGCCCCUGAGGAGGUGCUGAAGGUCAAGACCGAGGAUUUGGCUUAUUUGAAUGUUGGAGUGCCUGCAAGAGAGAGGUCCAGAGUGAAUACUUGGCACAAUGUGCUCGUUAGUAUGCAGAAGAGGACAAAGGCGUUGGUGGCAGAACGCGAAGGGAAGAAGCCACCUUUCGAGCCGUUCCCAUCGCUGGUGGUGACGGCGGACGGGAUAGAAGCGAAGGGAAGCUAUGCUGAGGCUCAGGCAAAGUAUUUGCUGCCCGAUGAGUUCAAGGUUAAAGAACUUGUCGACGUUCUAAAGGCAAAGAAUAUUGGUGUUGUCGCACAUUUUUACAUGGAUCCUGAGGUCCAAGGCAUCUUGACUGCUGCUCAGAAACAGUGGCCACACAUUUAUAUUUCUGAUUCAUUGGUAAUGGCAGAUGCCGCUUUGAAGAUGGCAAAAGCUGGAUGCAAAUUCAUAACAGUUUUGGGUGUAGAUUUUAUGUCAGAAAAUGUGCGUGCAAUCCUUGAUCAGGCUGGCUUUGUAGAUGUUGGCGUAUUCAGGAUGUCAAAUGAACGCAUUGGUUGCUCUUUGGCAGAUGCGGCAGCUUCCCCUUCUUAUAUGAAUUAUCUUGAGGCAGCUUCUAUGUCUCCUCCUUCUUUGCAUGUCAUCUACAUCAAUACUUCACUAGAUACAAAAGCAUAUGCUCAUGAGCUUGUACCAACCAUUACCUGUACUUCUUCAAAUGUCGUGCAAACCAUUCUGCAGGCUUUUGCUCAAGUGCCAGAUUUAAACAUAUGGUAUGGGCCCGAUUCCUAUAUGGGUGCAAAUAUUAAAGAGUUGUUCCAACAGAUGAGUAAGAUGACUGAUGAAGAAAUCACUGAAAUACAUCCAGGACAUAGUAGAGAGACUAUUAGAUCAUUACUACCUCAACUGCACUAUUAUCAGGAUGGAACAUGCAUUGUGCAUCACCUUUUUGGACAUGAAGUCGUCGAGAAGAUAAAUGAAAUGUACUGUGAUGCAUUCCUGACUGCUCAUCUUGAAGUCCCCGGAGAAAUGUUUUCUUUGGCUAUGGAAGCAAAGAGAAGAGGAAUGGGAGUUGUUGGUUCCACCCAAAACAUUCUAGAUUUUAUAAAUCAGAGAGUUCAAGAGGCUUUAGAUAGAAAUGUUGACGACCAUCUCCAAUUUGUAUUGGGAACAGAAUCUGGAAUGGUGACUGCAAUUGUUGCUGCAGUUCGUGAUUUGUUAGGUUCUCGAAUUUCCCCUUCUGGAUUAGCAAAAAUCAAGGUUGAAAUAGUGUUUCCAGUCUCGUCAGACUCAAUGACAAGAACAUCAUCACAAUCAUCAGUUAAACUGGGUGAUGUUAUCCUGCCUGUUAUACCUGGAGUAGCUGGUGGGGAGGGAUGUUCCAUUCAUGGAGGCUGUGCCUCCUGUCCAUACAUGAAGAUGAAUUCUCUUAGCUCACUCCUAGAAGUUUGCUACCAACUGCCCGAUGAGAAAAAUGUUCUUAUAGCAUAUGAAGCUCAGAGAUUUAAAUUGAAAACCCCAAAUGGGAAAUCAGUUGCAGAUGUUGGGUGCGAACCAAUUUUGCACAUGAGACACUUCCAGGCUACGAAACAAUUGCCUGAGAAGCUUGUCUAUCAGAUACGUCAUGCUAAUGGCAACGGGAGUUCAAUGUCACUAAGCUGAGCAAAAGGUAGCUCUCCCAAUAAUAAUAAAAAAGUGCUGCUUUUUCACAAAUGGGUCUUUUCUCUUCAAGCAUUAGUCUUGACCGUCAGAUUUUUUGUUGUAUAAUUUUGGUGGCUACAAAGUAAUCAAAUUGUUCAAUUUCUAUGAUCACAGCUUAGAUCGGUAUUAGAUUUAUUGGGAGAAUAAAAUUGCAAUUUUAGUUCUCUUUA
Messenger RNA from Juglans regia (Persian walnut), 2644 nucleotides. RefSeq names its product quinolinate synthase, chloroplastic. The record is from RefSeq and is a predicted model, not a curated record. The transcript has 7 exons. Gene Ontology annotation, molecular function: 4 iron, 4 sulfur cluster binding; quinolinate synthetase A activity. Gene Ontology annotation, biological process: 'de novo' NAD+ biosynthetic process from L-aspartate. Gene Ontology annotation, cellular component: chloroplast. NCBI's taxonomy places the organism in Eukaryota, Viridiplantae, Streptophyta, Magnoliopsida, Fagales, Juglandaceae. Bases 216 to 2435 code for a protein of 739 amino acids.